GUCGUGACGAGGUAGGCGCGACCUCCGACGGGUCCCGCCACCGGGGUGUCGGGACAUGUAGUCGGGGAUCCCGCCCGAGUCCGGAUGGAUCCGGAGGGAGGCCGGGAGGAGGGGCCGCUCGGAGCGAUGAACGCGACCCGGUGGACGACGGGCCUCCCGGAGAACGGCACCGUCCUCCCGACGGACGGGGCGGACGACGCCGCGCCGAUCCACCGCUACUCGAUCUGGGAGAUCGUGAUGAUAGCCGUGGUGGCCACCGUCCUCAGUCUGGCGACGGUCGUGGGCAACAGCAUGGUCAUGAUCUCCUUCAAGAUCGACAAGCAGCUGCAGACCAUCUCCAACUACUUCCUCUUCAGCCUGGCGGUCGCGGACUUCGCGAUCGGCCUCAUCUCCAUGCCGCUCUUCACGGUCUACACCGUCCUCGGGUACUGGCCCCUGGGGCCGCACGUCUGCGACACGUGGCUGGCCCUCGACUACCUCGCCAGCAACGCGUCCGUCCUCAACCUCCUCAUCAUCAGCUUCGACCGGUACUUCUCCGUGACGAGGCCGCUCACCUACCGAGCCAAGAGGACCACCUACAAGGCCGGCAUCAUGAUCGCUUGCGCCUGGGGCAUCUCCAUCCUCCUCUGGCCUCCGUGGAUCUACGCCUGGCCCUACAUCGAGGGCCAAAGGACGGUCCCGGUUAACGCCUGCUACAUUCAGUUCAUCGAGACCAAUCACUACAUCACCUUCGGAACGGCGAUCGCCGCGUUUUACGUCCCCGUCUCGGUAAUGUGCUUCCUGUACUGGCGCAUAUGGCGGGAAACCGAGAAGCGACAGAAGGACCUGCCGAAUCUACAGGCCGGCAAGCAGGACGCGAGCAAACGCAGCAACUCCAGCGACGAGGCCCUGGACGCGGACGACUGCAGGAGGACGCGAAGCGACUCCAGCACGGGGGCCGACGACGUCCACUCGGUGCACACGGUCUCCUACGUCGACGGGCGCUACCCGGACGGCGAAAUCAGGCCCCGGCCCUUCUCCUGGACGUGGAUGAAGCUGUGGUGCGAGGCCUGGUGGCACAGCGGCCGAGAGGACGAGGACGAGGACGACGAGCUCGGCGGGACGGAGAACGGCAAGGCGGGCGCCGGCUACGAGGAGACCCUGACGCCCCUCUCGGCGGAGACGCCGCUACCGAGCGCGAUCUCGCGCUGCGACUCCCUGGGCGUCAUCCAGACCCACGGUCUCUCCCUGGAGAAGACCGCCUCCAACGCCCUGGACCGACCCGACGACCGCGGGGACGCCAUCUCGAAGAGCGUCUCCAACGACUCGGUCUACACGAUCCUCAUCCGGCUGCCCAUCGACGGCGUCGGCAAGUACGAGAGCGAGGGGCCCAGCAUCAAGAUGUAUCCCGAGGACGCGAUGGCCUUCCUCGUGCACGGCGACCUGGGCCCCGACGUCGAGGGGGCCCUCAAGAUCGACGGCAAGCUAGCGAGCCCCUCCAACGUCCUUCCCCGGCCGUCGCACGUGCCCGACGUCCGGAUCCCGCUCAACGCCAAGAACAUGCCCAAGCCGCUCUCGGGCGGCAAGGGCAUGCUCAACAAGCAGCAGGCGCCCGUCAAGAAGAAGAAGAAGACGCAGGAGAAGAAGGCCGACAAGAAGGCCGCCAAGACGCUCUCCGCCAUCCUGCUCGCCUUCAUAAUCACGUGGACGCCGUACAACAUCCUGGUGCUCCUGAAGCCCGUCACCUCCUGCGUCGGCUGCAUCCCGCAGGAGCUCUGGGACUUCUUCUAUUACCUCUGCUACAUCAACAGCACCGUAAACCCCGUAUGUUAUGCCCUAUGUAACGCCACCUUCCGACGAACCUACGUGCGGAUUCUCAAAUGUAAGUGGCACAGUCGGAACAGGACCGGAGCCAACCGGGGCUACUGCCCCUAG
This is a messenger RNA of Orussus abietinus, 1914 nucleotides long. RefSeq names its product muscarinic acetylcholine receptor DM1 (gene mAChR-A). Lineage: Eukaryota; Metazoa; Arthropoda; Insecta; Hymenoptera; Orussidae. The record is from RefSeq and is a predicted model, not a curated record. Gene Ontology annotation, biological process: G protein-coupled receptor signaling pathway, coupled to cyclic nucleotide second messenger; adenylate cyclase-inhibiting G protein-coupled acetylcholine receptor signaling pathway; chemical synaptic transmission. Gene Ontology annotation, cellular component: plasma membrane; dendrite; synapse. Gene Ontology annotation, molecular function: G protein-coupled acetylcholine receptor activity; G protein-coupled serotonin receptor activity. The coding region runs from base 85 to 1914 and encodes 609 amino acids. The transcript is spliced from 5 exons.